ACCACAUAUUUGUGGCCAAAAUAAACGCGAGCCCAAAAUAACCCGGAAGAAGAACGUGCCACUGUAAACCGGAUAUUACCGUGAACCCGGGGUUAGAAGUUCUCUCUCACAGCCAUCUUGGAUAUAACGUCCUGAGUCGCAACCAUGCCUGGUGAAGCCACAGAAACGGUCCCAGUCACCGAGCAGGAGAUGCAGCAGCCUCAAGUGGAGACUGCUACACCUCCCCAGGCAGCUUCUGGCCCUGCUAAGCCCAAAGGCAAAGAUGCCAAGAGUGUGCAGGGUUCCUCUGCCCCAAAGGCUGUCCCUGGCAGAAGAAAACGCUCUUCUAUGUCUGCCUCUUCCGCCUCUCCCACCUCACCAAAAUGUACUCCCUCUACCCCCAUGUCCCCUGUGACCUCUCCUCUAGCCUCCUCACCUGCUAGUUCUGCUAACCGCUCCACCCCAAAAGUUGUGAAGGCUGGCAAACAAGUAAAAGUUAAAAAAGCAGAAGCAUUUGUACCUGCCCCUGAAGAGGGCAAGGUCACAGCAGCAAACGAAGCUGAGACUAAGAAACCCUUACCACCUGCAACAAAGCUUGAAGCAGCACCAGCUGCUUUUAGAGUGACCUCAAAGCCUGCUGUAGCAGCACCAGUUUCAUUUUCAGAUACUGUCGCAGUUAGUCCUCCUAAAUCUUUCGAAGUUAAAACGGCUUCAUUAAAAGUUGUUGAUGAUGACCUCCCCCCACUUAUCCCACCUGAGAAGCCUCUAAAAAUGACAUCUGACGCUGAUAAACCAGCUCCUACUGAAGCUGCUAAUGAGAAACAAACUCCUGCCAAAGCUAAACCUGUUGCGGAGGCCAAACCUGCCCCUGUUCAGGCAGCUAAGCCUGCCGCAGAGGCUAAAACUGCUCCUGUUCAGGCUGCUGAGGCUAAAGCUGCCAAGCCUGCAUCAGAGAUUAAAGCUGCCAAGCCUGCAGCAGAGACUAAAGCUGUCUCUGUUAAAGUCGCCAAGACUGCAGCAGAGGCUAAAGCUGCUGCUGUUCAGACCGCCAAGCCCAACACGGAGGCUAAAGCUGCUCCUGUUCAGGCUGCCAAGUCCGCUGCAGAGGCUAAAACUGCUCCUGUUCAGGUCGGCAAGCCUCUCGUAGAGGCUAAAGCUGCUCCUGUUCAGGCUUCCAAGCCCAUUGCACAGGCUAAAGCUGCUCCAGUUCAGGCCACUAAGCCUGCCGUAGAGGUUAAAGCUGCUCCCGUUCAGGCCGCUAAACCUGCCAUGGAGGCUAAAGCUGCCUCUGUUAAAGCUGCCAUGCCUGCAGCAGAGGCUAAAGCUGCCCCUGUUAAAGCCACCAAGCCUGCUGCAGAGGCUAAAGCUGCUCCCGUUCAGGCCGCCAAGCCUGCAGCAGAGGCUAAAGCUGCUCCCGUUCAGGCCGCCAAGCCUGCGGCAGAGGCUAAAGCUGCUCCCGUUCAGGCCGCCAAGCCUGCGGCAGAGGCUAAAGCUGUUCCCGUUCAGGCCGCCAAGCCUGCGGCAGAGGCUAAAGCUGCUCCCGUUCAGGCCGCCAAGCCUGCUGCGGAGGAUAAAGCUGCUCCCGUUCAGGCCGCCAAGCCUGCUGCGGAGGCUAAAGCUGCUCCCGUUCAGGCCGCCAAGCCUGCUGCGGAGGCCAAAGCUGCUCCCGUUCAGGCCGCCAAGCCUGCUGCGGAGGCUAAAGCUGCUCCCGUUCAGGCCGCCAAGCCUGCUGCGGAGGCCAAAGCUGCUCCCGUUCAGGCCGCCAAGCCUGCUGCAGAGGCCAAAGCUGCUCCCGUUCAGGCCGCCAAGCCUGCUGCAGAGGCCAAAGCUGCUCCCGUUCAGGCCGCCAAGCCUGCUGCAGAGGCCAAAGCUGCUCCCGUUCAGGCCGCCAAGCCUGCUGCAGAGGCUAAAGCUGCUCCUCCCGUUCAGGCCGCCAAGCCUGCUGCAGAGGCUAAAGCUGCUGCUCCCGUUCAGGCCGCCAAGCCUGCCGCAGAGGCUAAAGCUGCUCCCGUUCAGGCCCCCAAGCCUGCCCCUGUUCAGGCCGCCAAGCUCGCUGCAGAGGCCAAGCCUACCCCUGUUAAGGCUGCCAAGCCUGCGGCAGAGGCUAAAGCUGCUCCCGUUCAGGCCGCCAAACCCGCUGCAGAGACUAAAGCUGCCCCUGUUAAAGCCGCCAAGCCCACUGCUGAGGCUAAAGCUGCCCCUGUUAAAGCUGCCAAGCCCACUACUGAGGCUAAAGCUGCCAAGCCCGCUGCAGAGGCUAAAGCUGCCCCUGUUCAAGCUGGUAAGCCCACUGCUGAGGCUAAAGCUGUUGAGGCAAAACUUAAAUCUAAUGAGGUUCCAAAACAAGUUAAGGAAAAAGCUGCUGUCCAGCCUGCUGCAGAAACUAAACCAGCUGAGGUUUCCAAGUCUGCUCCUUUGAAGGGUGAAAAGCCAGCACCUGAGGCCAAAUUGCCUGAGGUAAAGGCUGCACCUGCAGAGGUUGCUAUGCCAGCCAAACCAGCAACUGAACCUGCCCCAGCUCCCCGUAAACUUACAUUUGCAGAGGCUGUUGCAAAACCUGCUCCCAUUAAAACUGAGGUGAUCAAUCCAACUCUUUCUGAACCCAUUUCGUCACCCAAACCUGCCCCCACACCAGCCAAAGUGGAACCUGUGAUCAACAAUGAUGAGGGAUCUGGCACCGAGUCGGACAGCGAUGACUCAGUCCCUGACCUGGAGGAACAGGACUCUGCACAGACCCAGACACAGCAAGCUCAGCUUGCAGCAGCUGCUGAGCUGGACGAGGAACCUGUCAGCAAAGCCAAACAGAGCCGCAGUGAAAAGAAAGCACGAAAGGCAAUGUCAAAGCUUGGUCUGAGGCAGGUAACAGGAGUCACCAGAGUCACAAUUCGCAAAUCGAAGAACAUCUUAUUUGUCAUUACUAAACCAGACGUCUACAAGAGUCCUGCAUCAGACACAUACAUCGUCUUCGGUGAAGCUAAGAUCGAAGAUCUUUCCCAGCAAGCCCAGCUGGCCGCUGCAGAAAAAUUCAAGGUACAGGGAGAAGCUGUAUCAAACAUCCAGGAAAACACACAGACGCCAACAGUACAGGAGGAAAGCGAAGAAGAGGAGGUUGAUGAGACCGGCGUUGAGGUCAAGGACAUUGAACUCGUCAUGUCGCAAGCCAACGUGUCGCGGGCGAAGGCUGUUCGCGCCCUGAAGAACAACAAUAACGACAUUGUCAAUGCUAUUAUGGAGUUGACAAUGUAAUGGGACCCUGUCAACACAGAAAGGUUGCUGAUUUAAACUAAGCUUGUUUAUACAAUUUAUACCCAAGAUGGAAAUAAAGUUGUGGCUUGAUAAAAUGAAA
Messenger RNA from Solea solea (common sole), 3325 nucleotides. It is a transcript of the gene naca, whose product is annotated as nascent polypeptide associated complex subunit alpha. Bases 145 to 3225 code for a protein of 1026 amino acids. Lineage: Eukaryota; Metazoa; Chordata; Actinopteri; Pleuronectiformes; Soleidae. Gene Ontology annotation, biological process: protein targeting to membrane. The record is from RefSeq and is a predicted model, not a curated record. The transcript has 9 exons. Gene Ontology annotation, cellular component: cytoplasm; nascent polypeptide-associated complex.